This is a messenger RNA of Periophthalmus magnuspinnatus, 2248 nucleotides long. RefSeq names its product SMYD family member 5 (gene smyd5). Bases 30 to 1283 code for a protein of 417 amino acids. Lineage: Eukaryota; Metazoa; Chordata; Actinopteri; Gobiiformes; Gobiidae. Gene Ontology annotation, molecular function: histone H4K20 methyltransferase activity; protein binding. The transcript is spliced from 13 exons. The record is from RefSeq and is a predicted model, not a curated record.
GUGAAAGGGAAAAGGUCGCGUCAUCCAACAUGGCGGCCCCCGUGGAUGACAUGUUUUCCCUGUGCACGGAUCCCGUUAAAGUUUCUAGCGCUGUGGAAAUCAGAUUUAUCGACCACAUUAAGGGGAAAGGGCUCUUUGCCAAAAAGACUAUUAAAAAGGGAGAGGCCAUUUUCAUCGAACGCCCUCUUGUCUCGGCCCAGUUUCUGUGGAAUGCCCUCUAUAAAUACAAAGCUUGUGAGUACUGUUUACGGGCUCUUGAGACUGCAGAACAAAAUGCAAGGAGGCUCAGUGGCAACCCGGGACUCAGCCUCCCAUACCCGGAGCUGUGCAAAGUGCGACCGGAGCUGCACCAGCCUUGCCCCCAAUGUCAGGUGAUGUACUGCAGCAGUGAAUGCCGACAGGCUGCAGCUGACCAGUAUCACCGGGUUCUCUGUUUGGGGCCAUCUGAGAACGAUCCUGAUCACCCCAUCAACAAGCUCAAAGAUGCAUGGAGGAGUAUUCAUUAUCCUCCUGAAACCUCCAGCAUUAUGCUCAUGGCCAAAAUGGUCGCUGCUGUCAAACAGGCUAAAGACAAGGCCCACUGGCAGGGACUCUUCUCACACUUUUGUAGCCGGGCAGCAAAUGAGGAAGAGGAGAUAGCCCACAAGCUCUUAGGAGAGCAAUUCAAAGGGCAGUUGGCCUUGUUACAUAGUCUCUUUACAUCAGCACUUUUUGAUGAACAUCUCAGUCGGUGGUUUAUCCCUGAAGGUUUCCGUUCGUUGUUUGCUCUGGUGGGGACCAACGGGCAAGGCAUUGGCACUAGUUCAUUGAGUCAGUGGGUUCAUGCCUGUGAUGCACUGGAGCUUCCUGGCCAGCAGAGGGAGCAGUUGGACUCCUUUAUCGACCGGCUGUACAAGGACAUAGAGAAAGAGACUGGAGACUUUUUGAACUGUGAGGGUUCAGGACUCUUUAUACUCCAAAGCACAUGUAACCACAGCUGCAUACCCAACGCCGAGGCUUCAUUCCCAGAUAACAACUUCCGUCUUCACCUCACUGCCCUCUGUGACAUCAGCCCCGGAGAGGAGAUCUGCAUCAGUUAUCUGGACUGCUGUCAGCGAGACCGAAGCCGCCAUAGCAGACACAAAAUUCUAAGGGAAAACUACCUGUUUGUGUGCGCGUGUCCAAAAUGUGUGUCCCAGAUGGAGGAGCUGGACGUGACAUCAGAGGAGGAAGAUGAAGAGGAAGGCGAGGCAGAAGGUGAAACGGAGGGGGACGAGAUGGAAGACGAGAUGACAGAUGUCUGAUCAAAGACUGCUCCAGUUUGUUCUCAUUCACUGUUCAGCGGCCACACAAACACUCAUGAGGCUCUGUACAAAUAGCCCUUAUCCCCAGAACUGUUCACACAACGACAUGGCAACAAGACCAACUUAUAAAAUUGGAAUAAUGUUCCUGGGUUAUUGAAGUUAUGUGAUGAUUAUGUUUUUAUUUGUCUACUGUGGCACUCUAAAUUCACUUAUUAUAAAAAAGAUUGCUAUACACAUUAACAAAGCAUAGCAAUGAAAUAAUAGUGCCAUUAAAUCUCACAGACGAACCACCAGAUCCAAUUGCAUUAGUCCCUCUAACUAAUCAUUUAUCUGCAUCUGUGAUCUGAUUUAGAGCCUCCCCAUGGGCCAAAAACAUUGGAUUUGUGAACUUUACUGCCCCUGGGGGUAACAUCUUUCAUUAUCCCUAUUGUACUAGUAUUGCAAGUUACAACCAGCUGUCAGCUAUUAUAGGCGAUGAUGGCCCUUCUCCAAAGGAAAUCUAUAUUAAUAGUUUUUAGCCCCUUUCAUUUCAUUAUAAAGGAACACUAUAUAUGUACAUGCCUAUAUUUUAUGACAUUGAGCUUCAAUAGCAGAUUAUUUAAAUCUCCUGUAAGCCAAGGCAGCUCACUGUGUCCUGAAAUCUAGUGCUCAGAGACAUGUCUCAUCUCUUGUAACAACGCAUAGUGAUUAAGCAGGUAAUUUGUUCUCAGUUUAUGCUCCACUCUUUAAAAAGUUUGAUACACAGCUAUGCAUACUUUAGUGAGCAGCACUUUGUUUAUACUCUGUUGUAAUUACAGGGUUGUCAUCUCAGAGGCUUAGAGCCACUAUAAUAUAGGACGCUUUCCACUAUGAUCUAUUGGAUUACGUUAAACCUUACUUAGUGUGUUAUGGAGACCUUGAGUUGAAAAUUGCAUUGUCCAUAACACUUUCCUUUAUGGAGGACAGUAUAUCAACUCCACUUGACU